AUGGGCGCUGACAGUCAUGAUCGAUCGGCGGCUCAUUGUAGACGACCCCCGCCGUGCACCCUCCUCUUCGUCGUCACUCCCACCACCACGUCGAAUUGCUUCAUCUCGAAGCAGGUCAGUCACUCCGAGCUGCAAAUUCCCCGUCCUCUCGGGCGUGCGAGCGGACGAGUGGCAUGGUCCAUCACCGUGCCGCAUUUGGGCGAGCACGGCCCCGGCACGCUCGAAUGGCAGAGGCGGUUCCUCGCGAGCACCGAGGGCGUGACGAUCCUGCGCUCAUCAAGCGGGAUCAGGGGUGCGCACACCUUCCACAAGCGUCGAGAGGAGGACCUCGAGUUUGCGGCGGCGGACUCGGCGAAGAAGAGAGCUGCGGGGAAGGUCGGCAUGGCGAAGAGGAAGGCCGACACGAGUCGGUACGACCCCGUCGCUCGGCCAAAAGGGACCAAAAGGACGCCGGGUUUGAAGAGGAACAGGAAGAAGGGGCACUACCCAAAGCAGGUUGAAGCGACGCAUAGAAGAGCCGAAGGGGGGUAUGCCAAGAUCCUGAAGAAGGUGUGUGAGGGCACAACGAAGGUGAGUUUCCCCGGUGACUCGGAGCGAAGGCGAGGUCGAGUUCGGACGCUCAAUUCAUGCUCUAUGUCACUCUUCCUAGCUCAAAGUACACAUCGCACGUUCCCGACAAACUGAAAGGCACGAGAACGCUCUCGAGCCUCACUGA
Microbotryum saponariae is the source of this 715-nucleotide messenger RNA. The record is from the annotation of a GenBank genome assembly. NCBI's taxonomy places the organism in Eukaryota, Fungi, Basidiomycota, Microbotryomycetes, Microbotryales, Microbotryaceae.